UUUGGUUUUUUCUUUCCUGCUGUCUUCUUCAAAACAUUCGAAAGCAAAAACAUUCGAAUCAUCAAAACAUUCGAAUCAUCCAAAAACAUUCGAAAUCCAAAAACAUUCGAAUCGAACAUGACUGAUGUAUUUAGUUGGGGUGAUAGUUCACCUGAAGAUCCAUUUGAUGAUGAUUCAUGGAUGUCUGAACCGGAAUCAAUUUGUAAUAAUUGGCGUGGAUGGAAAAGAACAACAACAACAAAUGAUAAUUCAUUAAAUAUACAUCAUAUUGGUUAUAAUAAUGGUUCGAUGGCCUCAACAUCAACAACAACAACAACAACAAAUCAUGGCCAUCAAAAUAGAUAUCAUCAUCAUCAUCAUCUACAUCUACCAUCAAACAGUAGUGGAAUUACAACAAAUAGACAAGAACAACAACAAACAACAUCAUCGACAACGAAUGAAACAAUACGUCGAACUCAAUUUAAUUUACCUCAACAAACAUCAUCAUCAUCAUCAUCAUAUUUAAAUAAUAUUAAUAAUCGUUCUGGUGAUAAUAAUAAUAAUAAUAAUAAUGGUUCAUCAACAACAACAACAAAUAAUCCAAAUCAAUUUGUUCAAUCGGCUUCCGCUUCAUCAACAUCAAGAAAUCAUUUGACACCAGCAUUUGCAACAUCAUCAUCAUUAUCAACAAAUCAAUCAGAAAAUUUUUUAAUUAAUCCAAAUAAUAAUGAUUAUAAUAGAAUUUCAGGAAUCGAUCAACAACAAAUACCACCAUGCUGUAUGAUGGGCAUAAAUAUACCACCAACAUUAACAGAAUUAGCAGCACGUUCAGUUGCAUAUCAUAUAUCAUUUGAAAUUGUUGAACGUGUUUGUAGUCCAUUACCUGAACAAUUACAAUUACGUAUUGCAUAUUGGAGUUUUCCCGAUAAUGAAGAAGAUAUACGAUUAUAUUCUUGUUUAGCUAAUGGUUCGGCUGAUGAAUUUCAAAAAGGUGAAACAAUGUAUCGUUUUGGUUCGGUACAUUGUGUUUUACAAAUUGGUUUUCAUCUUAGUGCUACAGUUUUAACAUCAACAAAACCAUGUACAGUUGCUGUUACAUUUGAUCGUUGUCGUAUUACAUCAUGUAAUUGUACAUGUACAUCACAAUCAUCAUGGUGUUCACAUGUUGUUGCUGUUUGUCUUUAUCGUAUUUAUCAGCCAAAUAAAGUAAGAUUACGUGCACCAGUUUCCGAAUCAUUAACACGUUUAUCACGUGAUCAAUUACAAAAAUUUGCUCAGUAUCUAAUAUCAAAAUCUCCACAAUCGAUUCUUCCUAUUGCUCAAAGUUUAUUGGAUGAUUUAUUAUUGAAUGAAAAUAGUAAUAUUAAUAAAGUACGUGGUGCACCUGAUCCAACUGCUGGUGCACCAGCAAAUGAACAAACUAAAUGGUGUUUAGAUGAAUUUCAAUUACAUGAAAAUAUACGAAAAAUUGUUAUAAAACUUUGUAUACCAUCACCAAUGGUUUAUUCGGAUGUAAAUUAUUUAUCAUCAACAGCACCACCUGCUGCAUCCGAAUGGUCAUCAUUAUUACGACCAUUACGUGGACGUGAACCAGAAGGUCUUUGGAAUCUUUUGUCUAUUGUAAGAGAAAUGUUACGUCGUCAUGAUCGUAAUGCUAUACCAUUAUUACGAAUUUUAACUGAAGAAUUAUUAAGCUGUGAUCAAAUAUUGAUUUGGUGGUUUAGUACUAAUGUUUCAUUAAAUCGUGGUUGUCCUCCAAAUAGUUUUUCCAACAAUAACAAUCAUCAUAAUGGUGGUGGUGGUACAAAUCAUAAUCAUAAUGGAGGUGGUAAUGGUAAUUCAAAUUCAAACAAUAAUAAUAAUAAUCGUUCAAUGCAUUCAAAUAUUUAUGCAUCACAACAUGCUUGUUGUUCAUUAUGUGAUGAAAUUGUUGUAUUAUGGCGUUUAAUAGCAUUAAAUCCAGCACAUUCAUUUUUAGAUACACAUACAUUAUAUGUACAAUUGAAAGAAUAUCAUUUAAAAACAUUAUCAGUUAUUUAUCGUUUAAAACCAUCUAGUGCUAUUUGUUAUAGUAAUCCUUAUCAUUUUAAUCGUUCAUCAUUUCGUUCAUUAUCAUCAUCUACAAAUACAACAACAACAAAUAAUAAUAAUUUAAAUUCAGAAAAAUUCAAUGAUUUAACAAUAUUUUCUGGCUUUAAACCGGCUAUGAUUAGUUGUUUAAUUAAUUGGGAUAAUUAUCCAAUACCUGGUAUUACUAAUCAGAAAAAAAUACAUUGUUAUUAUGAUCCAUAUUUACAUGGAUUACAUGGUCAAUUAAAUUCAACAACAAUUAAUCAUUCAAUAACAAGUACAUUACAUUUUAAUGAUUCAAUGAUUGGUAGUUCAUGGCCAACAACAACAUCUAAUGAUAAUAAUAAUAAUAAUGGUAAAUCUCCAUCAACAUUGAAUUGUCAACAACAACAAAAUCAUCAAUCAGAUCAAUUUAGUGAUACAAAUAGUAGUGGUGGCGGUGGUGGUGGUGGUGAUAAUCGAAAAUCAAGAAAAACAAAUAAAAAUAGAAAAUCCCAUCAGCAACAAAAACAACAACAAAAAGAUAAAGAUUGUGAAGAAUCAGAUGAUUCUGGUAAUCAAGAUAUUUGUUGGGAAAGAUAUUCAGUUGCAAGUAGUGUUGAUAAUGAUAAUGAUGAUGGUGAUAAAUUAGAUGAACCAAUACCUGGACCAUCAGGUUUACAGCAACAACAACAACAACAACAACAUUCAUCAAAUGAUCAAGAACAACAACAAGCUGAAGAAUCGAAUGAUAAUAAUAUUGUUCAACAACAAAAACAAAUUUCAAAUAAUAAUGAUGAUGAUUAUCAAAUUUAUAUUUAUAAUAAUAAUAAUAAUAAUAAAGAUGAUAAUCAUCAACAAGAAAUAUGUCAAAAUUCAUCAAUAGAUGAUUAUGAAUGGGAUCCAAUAUUAUUACAAGCAACAAAAAUAAAAUCAAUAAAUGAUUCAUUUGAAAUAUUAUUUGCAAGAGCUGAAGCAUUAUAUGCACAUGGUUAUGUUGAUGAAGCAUGUCGUUUAUCAAAAUGUUUAGCUAAAGAAUUAUUAGCUAAUCCACCUGAUUUAAAAUUAGAUUUAAAUAAUCAAAAUCAAAAUGGUGAACUAAAUCAAUCAACAACAACAACAGCAAAUAAUCAAUCAGGAAGAAAUCAUACAAAACGUAUGAAUCGUAUACGAUUUAAUCCAAUUUUACAUCAAAUAUCAUUAUUAUCAUCAUCAACAUUAUCAAAAGCAGCAUUUUUAUGUCAAGUUUUAUCGGAAAAUCAAGAAACACAUUUAUUAGCAUUUCAAAUUGGUUUGUUUGGUUUAGAAUUAAUUCGACCACCAGCAUCAACAAAAGCAUUAGAAGUAAAAUUAGCACAUCAAGAACAAGAAUUAGUAAAUUUAUUGAAAAAAAUUCCAUUAUGUUCAAAUGCAUUAAAUGUUUUACGUGAAAAAGCUGAACAAUUACGUGAUGGUCGUUUAACAACACGUGGUGAAGCAUUAUUACCAUUAUCAUUAGCUAGUUAUUUAUUUGAUGCAUUUCUUUCAUCAAAUCAAAUUAUACCUGGACAAUAUCGUUUACCAACGGAUGAACGAUUAUUAUUUGAUGCAACUGUUGCUGCGAUUGGUUUGAAAGCAAAAGUUUCGGAAGCUGAACAUCCAUUACUUUGUGAAGGAACUAGAAGACAACGUGGUGAUUUAGCAUUACAAUUAUUAGUACAUUAUAAAGAUAAUAAACAACGUUUAGAUUUAAUAAUGGAAAAAUUAUUAGAUCUUGAAAUACAUCCAAUUUUUAAUAGUAGUAAAAAACAACAACAACAACAAUCUUUGAAUAAUGUAAAUUCAAAAUCUACAUCAUCAUCAUCGAAUGUUCAAAAAUCAACCAUAGAAUCAACAGCAACGAUUAUUGAUCCUAUACCAUCAUCAUCAUCUACAAAAGAUUCAACACCGAAACAAACUACCUCAAAAAUCAUAACUGAAAAUGAUGAUAAUAAUAAUGAUGAUCAACAACAACAACAAUCAUCGUCAACCGAAUGGAAUAUGGUUGAUGAAUUUGAAAAAUUUAAUAUAAAAUCAACUCCAACUGCAAAACCAAAUGAUUGUAGUACAACAUCAUCGGAUAAUAAUUCACCAACAAUAAUACGAAGAACAUUAUUUCAUAAAUCAAAUUCUGGUUCUGAUAGUAGUAGUAGUAGUAGUAGUGGUAGUGGAAAUGAAACAAGUAGUAGUCAAACAAGUGAAACAAGUAGUAAUGAUUCUUUAUCAACAAAUUCUGAUUGUAAAAAAUCUAAUAAUAAUCCGAAUCAAAUCAAUAAUUCUAAUGAUGAUAAUACAAAAAUUACCAUUACUGCUACUGAUGGUAAUAAUGAUGAUGAUAAUUCAAAAUGUUCUUCAAUCGAUCCAAAAGCUGGACCAUCAUCAUCAUCAUCAUCAAAAAAGAUUUUGGAUUCAAAUUCUUCUGGUGGUGGUUCAUCGAUUCUUGUAACUCCUGGUCCUACAUUAUCAACAUCAUCAUCAUCGCAACCAUCAACAACAACACCAUCAACUUGUUCACAACAGCCAACAACAUAUCAAUUAUCAUCAUCAGGUUCUCAACAACAACAACAACAAUAUCAUCAUUUAUCAACAACGGCAGGACCAUCAUCAUCCACAACAAAUGGUUUACAAUCAUUAAAACCAUUACGUUAUAAAGGUAAACGUCAUUAUCCAAUAAUACCAAAUCAACCAUCAGAAGCAUCAGCACAUUUUAUGUUUGAAUUAGCUAAAACAUUAUUAGCUAAAGCUGGUGGUAAUAAUACAACAGUAUUAUUUACACAACCACCAUCAUCACAAAAUUGUCGUUCACCACAUCGUUUAUUACAUAUGUGUGCAUUUCAAAUUGGUUUAUAUGCACUUGGAUUACAUAAUGCUGUUUCACCAAAUUGGUUAUCAAGAACUUAUUCAUCACAUGUAUCAUGGAUAACAUGUCAAGCAAUGGAAAUUGGUCAUCAAGCUAUUGAAUUUUUAAUCGAUACAUGGGAAGGACAUUUAACACCAUCGGAAGUAGCAUCAUUAGCUGAUCGUGCAUCACGUUCACAAGAAUCAUUAAUGAUAAAAGCAGCAGGUGAAUUAGCAUUAUCAUGUUUACCACAUGCACAUGCAUUAACACCAAGUGAAAUUCAACGUGCAUUAAUACAAUGUAAAGAACAAAAUAAACAAAUGCUUGAACGUGCUAUUUUAUCUGUUGAACAAGCUGCACAAGGUGGUGGUGUUUAUCCAGAAGUAUUAUUUGAUGUUGCAAGAAAAUGGUUUCAAUUAUAUAUUGAUGAAAAAGCUAUUCAAAUUUUUAAAACUAAACAAGAAAUGAAUAUUAAUAAUAACGAUACAAAUAAUAAUGAUAAUAAUGGUGAUAAUAAUAAUGAUGAUGUAGAUGAUGAAUAUUGUACAUUAGAUAAUAAUGAUCUACAAUCAUCAUCAUCAAUUAAUUUACAAACAUCAACAACAACAACAACGACAAACACAAAUUUUGAUCCAUCAAGACCGGAUAUUUUACAUAUUUGUAAAGCAAAACAAGAAUUUUUUGAUUCUAUUGAUCUAUAUAAACAAAGACGUGAUUUAUUUAGAAUUCCUGAACCAGAAAAUAUUAUGUCAUCUCCUUCAAGAUAUUAUCCUAUGCAUUAUUAUCAUUUUAAUAAUAAUAAUAAUAAUAAUCCAAUGAUUGAUCAAUCUGCUUAUUAUUAUCAUAAUCAUAAUCAUCAUCAUCAUCAUUAUCAAUCAUCACCGGCAACAUCAUUAUUUCCAAAUGGACAGAAUAUUUAUUCAUCUAUUCCGGAUAUGAAUAAUCCAUAUUUAUUUUAUAAUCCUUCUCAACAACAACAACAACUUAAUAAUAAUAAUAAUGUUCAACAAUCUAAUCCGAUGGCUAAUUAUUAUCAACCAAAUCCAGCUAUUUUAUAUGAUGCACAACGUGGUUAUCAUCAAAAUCCAUCUUCAUCAUCAACAUAUCAAACAACAUUAAUUGGUCAAAAUUAUAAUCCAAUACAACAACAACAACAAUGUAAUAAUAAUAACAACAAUCGUGCUCAAUAUUAUCCAUUAUUAUCGAAUACACCAUUACUUUCAUCACCGAUUGUUGUUAAUUCUUCUUCAUCAUCUUCUUCUUCUUCGGGAUUGACUUCAAUUAAUCCGGUUAAUAAUGGUACAAAUCAAGGAUCUUCUAAUAUUGGUAGUAAUGGUAUUAAUGUUGGUGUUGGAUCAUCAUCAAUGUUUCAAUCAAAUGGAAAUUAUUUCUAUCCAAUUGCUAAUAAUUCACAACAACAACAACAACAACAGCCUUUGCCAUUCAAUAUACCACCACCACCACCACCAUCAUUACAUUACAUUACUCCAGCUGGUAAUAUUUUACCAUAUCCAUUUAUAUCAUCAUUUACUCCAAUACAAAGAUUUAUGCCACCAAAUUUAAUGGCUUCACAAGAAAAUAUGCGACAAAAUUUUAAAGUUUUUGUUGAUCAUCUGGCUCAAUAUCAGCCAUCAUCAUCGUCAUCAUCAUCAUCAUCAUCAACCAACACUAACACUAAUACUAACAUUACAAAUGGUAAUACAUCUUCUAAUCAAAUGAAUGGAAUUCCGAUUCAUAAUCAUUCAAAUCAUCAUCAUCAUCAUCAUCAUUCAGUUGGUCAACAACAACAACAACAACAAACAAAUAAUUUAUGUCCAAAAGAAUUAACUUAUUUACAUGCAGCAUAUCGUGUCGGUAUGUUAGCAAUGGAAGCAUUAGCACGUCGUGUUAAUGAUGAUAGACCACAAGCAAAAUAUGCUCGUAAUCCAUCUUAUGGUGAAGAUGUUCGAUGGCUUUUGUCGAUUGCUAAAAAACUUGGUACUCAAUAUGUUCAAGAAUAUUGUCUAUGUGCAUUAUCAGCAAUUUCAUCACCAUUCGUAUUGAAAGAUAUUAUAUUCGAUUCUAAUAUUUGGAUUUAUGGAAAUCAAUACAAUAAUACAGCCUAUGUACAUACAAUACGAUCACAUAUAAUAACACCGCUUAUACAUAAAUGUCAAAUGAUGUUUACAUCGGGUAUCUAUUUUCAAUUAAUGAAUAUUGCAUCAAGUGAUUAUGAUGAAUUUAUUAGUACAUUACGUACAGCACGAUCAGUUUUUCAAUUAAUACCUGGUGGUAAUUUACAAUUUAAUGAUCUUUUACAUAAAUUAAAACGAACAAAAAGUUGUAAAAAAGAAUUAUGGCAACAGAUUACCAAAGCAUUGUUAAUAACAUGAUUGAUAUAAAAACAUAUAAUAAUUUCAGAUUGUAAUUCAGAUUUGUAAUUAAUUUUUUUUCGCGAGUUUUUCGAAAAAAAACUCUUAUAGGAAACUCUUAUGAUAUUAUAUUCGUGAUACAAUUCAUUACAAAUACAAAACUUAAUAUAAAAUAGAUGAAUAGAAUUCAAUUCAAUUU
This is a messenger RNA of Dermatophagoides pteronyssinus (European house dust mite), 7435 nucleotides long. RefSeq names its product zinc finger SWIM domain-containing protein 8 homolog. The record is from RefSeq and is a predicted model, not a curated record. Lineage: Eukaryota; Metazoa; Arthropoda; Arachnida; Sarcoptiformes; Pyroglyphidae. Gene Ontology annotation, molecular function: zinc ion binding. Gene Ontology annotation, cellular component: Cul2-RING ubiquitin ligase complex.